CCUUUCCAUGGCAGCUUUCUUGAUCAUCUUCUUCUUAAUCGCCCCCUCGAUACGACGCUGUCGUGCCGACAAUAGACUCGACCUCGUCGCGCGUUCAUGCGAGACGGCCACCGUGAGGAGCAAGGAUGAUUACUUGAAGAAUUACAAGUUGAUACUCCGACACAUGGAGCCGGAAAUGUAUAGGAACAAGUUUGCGUUUCACGAAGCCGGAAAGCCGCCGGAUAAACUUUACGUGUUGUCUCAAUGCAUGGAUGAUUUUUCGAGAGUCGAAUGCGCUCAAUGCUUUACGAGGAUCACUAAUAUUUUGCAUGCAUGUUUUCCGACCACCGGCGGUCGUGUUUACCUCGAUGGUUGCUUCAUAAGGGCUAACAAUUAUAGUUUCUAUAGGGAAGUCACUUCACAUGCCGAUAACGAAAGAUGCAGCGAUGAUGUCGAAACCAGCGACGAUUUCAAGAUGGUCUUGAAAAAAAUGUUGCCCAAGAUGGUCCAGGAGGCUCCCUACAGAAAAGGGUUCGCCUUGUACAAGGAGUCGUGGAACGGGACCACCGUCCACGGGAUGGCUCAGUGCUGGAAGAUCUUGGACAAGGACAUGUGCUCGUCCUGCCUUGCCGACGCCGUCGACCUCGUCUACCACUGCAUGCCCGCCAAGGAAGGCCGUGCGCUCAACGCCGGCUGUUUCUUGCGUUAUUCCACUUACAAUUUCGCUCACAACACCUCCGUCGCCGCAGUCCGAUAUGCUAUAGUAUCAUUCAUAAUUUACAUCCUUAUUACGGCGAUCGUCUGCUCGUUGGCCGUAGCCGUCGGGCUGCGGUUGGGGAAAAUUGCCUAUAAACAGAUUAAUCCUCGACGCGAAUGGAAAGGAAAAGAGGUCGAUUUCGCCGCACUGGACCAGGCCAUGAAUUUCCUGCAAUUCAAGUUGUCAACUUUAGAGAAAGCAACCGAUUGCUUCAAUAAAGCUAACAAGCUUGGCUCUGGAGGAUAUGGUGAAGUAUUUAAGGGAACAUUACCGGAUGGACGAGAAAUCGCGGUAAAACGUUUAUACGUAAACGGAAGGAGCCGAAGCAGAGAAAUAUACAACGAAUUGGAUGUUAUCAGUAAAGCACAACAUAAGAACUUGGUCCGUUGCCUCGGCGGUUGCUUCACCAUUAAUGAGAACUUCCUUGUCUAUGAAUACCUUGCCAACAAUAGCCUUGAUUGUAUUUUAUUUGAUCCCGAGAAGAAGAAAGAGUUGGAUUGGGAGAAAAGGCAUAAAAUCAUAAUGGGAACAGCCGAAGGGUUGGAAUAUCUACACAAAGGCUGCGAAGUUCGGAUCAUUCAUAGGGACAUCAAGGCCAGUAACAUCUUGUUGGACCUCAAAUUCCGACCGAAAAUUGCCGAUUUUGGCCUCGCUAGACUAUGUUUGCGCGAUACCGACAAGUUUCAUCUCGUCAACAACACCGUCGCCGGCACUUUUGGAUACAUGGCUCCGGAGUACAUUGCGAAAGGAAGAUUAACGGAGAAAGUAGAUGUUUACAGUUUCGGAGUUCUAAUGCUCGAAAUCAUCAGUGGAGUGAAGAACACCAAAAUCGAAUCCAAUAAUAAUCUCGAAACAUUAGUCACAGAUGGUCCAAACAGUCCAAUAAGUCAGACGGGCCUGAUCCAGCCCAGAGGUCAAAUUAGGGUUCCAGUAUAUGUCAGCGCCACACAACAGGGGACCGUUGGAUCAACAAAGAGAUCAACGGCCAAUAUAGCAAGGGAAUCAGGGUUUGUUUAA
Molecule: messenger RNA, 1753 nt
Organism: Hibiscus syriacus
Lineage: Eukaryota; Viridiplantae; Streptophyta; Magnoliopsida; Malvales; Malvaceae
Product: putative cysteine-rich receptor-like protein kinase 43
Exons: 8
Coding region: 8-1753 (581 amino acids)
Biological process (GO): protein phosphorylation
Molecular function (GO): protein kinase activity; ATP binding
Source: RefSeq, a predicted model, not a curated record